Messenger RNA from Racocetra fulgida, 265 nucleotides. The record is from the annotation of a GenBank genome assembly. NCBI's taxonomy places the organism in Eukaryota, Fungi, Glomeromycota, Glomeromycetes, Diversisporales, Gigasporaceae.
CAUUGCAUUGGGUUUCUUUAAAAACGAUAAAACGAUCGAAAUGAAUUUCCGUAUCCUUCGUAAUGCAAGAGUUCGGCGCGAUAUAAAAACUCGAGAAACUGUUGCAGCUACUGAAUUGAUUCGACAAGCCUAUCGUUACAUUACACGUAACGAACAAUUUCCACAAAAAAUCCGACAACAAGCGCAACUUAUGCUUAAUUCUUUUCCUCGCUAUGCACGUCCAACUGCCGUCAAGAAUCGUUGCGUGGAAACAGGUCGAGGUUGA